Molecule: messenger RNA, 462 nt
Organism: Alternaria infectoria
Lineage: Eukaryota; Fungi; Ascomycota; Dothideomycetes; Pleosporales; Pleosporaceae
Exons: 1
Coding region: 1-462 (153 amino acids)
Source: RefSeq, a predicted model, not a curated record
AUGAAGCCUACAUUAUUCCUCCUCACAGCCCUCGGGGCUCUGGCAUCCGCCGCCCCAGUCCUCCCCUCAAGCAACCCCCCUCCUCCCCUUCCCACAGCCUUCUACCCCGACCCUGCCUCCAACUCUGGCUCCGGCCAAAUGGUCGACAACACACUCCCCGACAGCGACCUCCCCGGCGGCGGCAUCGCCCAAACACCCGCCAAACGCGCCCUUGCCAACGCGGUCCCUGAUAAAUACGACUCGUCUACGUACUACGACGCAGCCGCCGAGAAAGAAGCAGAGGAGCUGGCUCUUGUGCUAGAUGCUGCGAGUGAGAAUGCGGCGGAAGACGAGAGUGCCGACCCCAACCUCAACGUGAAGAGGGGAAAUGGAAUGCAAAGCAACAGUGUGGAGGGUUGUAAGAAGAGGGCUGAGCCGGCGGGGUGUGUGAAGUGUCAGGAGGAGUGGGAUAUGUACGUUUGA